CAAGAUGCCACCACUCUUUAUCGUUCUUUUCGAUGAUGGUGACCAUGCAGAUCUCUUUGAUAUUGAUGAUGACGAUCUGGAAGACAUUAACAACGAAAGUCUUUUAAUUCCCGACACUGAUCCCGAUGCUGAUCUCGACGCUGAUCUUGAAACUGAUCUUGAAACUGAAUCUGCUAUGCUGCCCAAUUCUCUCAUUCCUUCUCCCCUUAUUGACUACCAUUGCUUUACUAAAAAGCAGGCACUUGACUAUAUCGAUGAGUCUACUGCGCAGUAUGGGUAUGCUUUGGCUACCAAAUCUUCAAAACGCGAUGCAAAUACAAUGGAGAUUUCCGUCCAUUACCCACGCCGUGAUUUUGGUGGCACCUUUCGCGAAAGUAUUGAUGAAUCCGCCCGUAAACAAGAAAAAAUUCAACAAGACUUGUCGACUGCCCAUUUCAAGCGGGGCUCCUUAGGUUACCGAAUAUGAAUUGAAUUGAAUUGAAUUGAAUCGCAAAAAAACGGAUAGUUCGAAGAAGGGUACGAUGAGACGAAGGACGGAUCACGGACGAGAGAGAAUUCUGAAUUGAGCGAAG
This is a messenger RNA of Aspergillus aculeatinus CBS 121060, 572 nucleotides long. RefSeq lists its product as uncharacterized. The transcript has a single exon. Bases 5 to 466 code for a protein of 153 amino acids. Lineage: Eukaryota; Fungi; Ascomycota; Eurotiomycetes; Eurotiales; Aspergillaceae. The record is from RefSeq and is a predicted model, not a curated record.